Messenger RNA from Monoraphidium neglectum, 1965 nucleotides. RefSeq lists its product as hypothetical. The record is from RefSeq and is a predicted model, not a curated record. NCBI's taxonomy places the organism in Eukaryota, Viridiplantae, Chlorophyta, Chlorophyceae, Sphaeropleales, Selenastraceae. Gene Ontology annotation, biological process: phosphatidylcholine biosynthetic process. The transcript has 6 exons. Bases 1 to 1965 code for a protein of 654 amino acids.
AUGCCGCGCAGCGCAGUUGCGCCCGCCAGUUCGCCACGCCGCAGCGCGGCGCCCACCGCCAUGCAGCAGCACGCAGCGCAGCCCACCCCCGAGGUGUCACGCCUAAAGGAGGCCGUCGCGUCAGGCCGCUCGCGCACGUGGCAUCACGCAUUCAGCGUCGCCUUUUUCGGCGCGUUGAUGUUCGUCGCCGGCGCUGCGCCCGGCGCACUGCCGGCGCUGUUCCUGGGUUUCGUGUUUGUGGGGCUGCCCUGGCGCUUCGUCUCCUUCAUUUCAAAGCGCUGGCUGUUCUUUUGCAUCGACUUUUGCUAUUUCGUAAACGUGGCGGCCGCGGCCUUCCUGCUGGCGGCGCCGGACGACCCCCGGCUGGAGGCUGCGGUGUACGCCCUGGCGGACGGCCCGCUGGCGGGCGCGCUCGUCGCAUGGCAGUGCGCCUGGGUGUUUGGGGACAGCGAAUACCAGGCCAGUGUCAUGAUGCACCUGCUGCCGGGCCUGGCGAUUUUCGCUCACCGAUACCACACGCCUCUCCAGCUCCGCGGCUGGCGCGGCCUCCUCGGCUGCGGCCGCCGCGUGGCCGCCUCCGCGUCGCUCGCCGCCUGCGUCGACGGCGCAGAGGCGCCGCACGCGGUCGAGCGGCCGGCGGAUCUGGGGCUCUGGCUUGUGGCGGUGCCGUUGAUGUUUUACGCGGCCUGGCAGCUGCUGUAUUUUUUGGUUGUCCAGUCAUACAACCACUUGGCGCGCCGAGCCGCAAAGUCAAACAACUUUUGGAACCGCCUGGUGCGGCGCGGCAGCGUGGCGCGCCGCAUCACUAUCUACGGACUGCUGCAGCUCGCGUUCACAGUGAUCUCAAUCGCCGCGUUCCUGCCCACAUACUUCUCGUACGAGCUGGCCGUGAUCUUUCAGAUCGUCAAGAUCUGGUUCCCGAUUUUUUACGGCAGCCGCCACCAGUGCGAGAAGCUACCCCAAGUGGCCCUGAGGCAGGCGCUCGGGUUCACGGCCAGCGGCGGCCUGAGGGUCGGGGGCCGCCACCACCACAGCGGAUCAGCAACGGGCAGUGAGGAGCAACCAGGCCGGGCGGCCGCGACAGGGGCAGCGGGGGAGGCGGAGGCAACGGGGCAGGAGCACUUUGAAGCGAUCCUAGCAAACAUACAGGCGUCGCUUCAGCAGGCGCACGCGGCGGCCGGCGGCGGCGCCGGCUUCGGUGCGGGCAGCAGCGGCGGCGGCGCGCCCUGGCAGCAGGCCGUGGGCGAGCCGCACCACGCCGCCGCGCAGCAGUGGGACGCGGACGCGGCAAACGCCGCGAUGCAGACGCUCCUGGCGGGCAUGCCCUCCGACCCAUUGCCACACCAUGUUGGGACGGGCCACUUCGACGGCAGCGACGGCGGCGCCGGCCCCGCAGGCGCGGGCGCGGGCGCCGCGGGGCGGCGGGCGCGCGGCGGCGGAGCCGGGCUGCUGGCGCUGCUGCGGACGGACGCGCCCGCGGUGCUGCUGUGGUUCGGCCGUGUGAUCGGGGAGGUGGUCGCCUGGACCCAGCAGGCGCGGCUGCUGUCCGCAGUGCUCUUCGCGUACGCAGCCGCAGCGGGCCUGCUGGAGCAGCGACAGCAGCAGCAGCAAGAGCAGCAGCAGCAGCAGUGGCAGCCCUUCCGCCCGGCCUUCUCCUGGCCCGCGCCGCCGCCGGCCAUCGUCCUCUGCUUCUCCCAGCUCGCCGUCGUCGCCGCCGCCACGCUCCUCUUCGGUCGCGCCGCCGCGCGGCGCCUGGCAGAGCGCGACGGCGCCGGCGGCAGCGCGGGCGGCGAGCGCGUGCCGGCGCGGGCGCGGCAGCUGGAUCUGCUGUCGUUCCUGCCGGGGGCGCGGGAGGCGCUUUCUGGCCUGCAGGGGUACCAGGCUCUGGCGGCUGCCGUGUCUGAAGACCUGGCGGUUUACCUGCUGACCUGCGGCCUUCUGUCCCUGGCGGCGGCCAAAACGUGA